This is a messenger RNA of Melospiza melodia melodia, 1769 nucleotides long. It is a transcript of the gene DLX3, whose product is annotated as distal-less homeobox 3. NCBI's taxonomy places the organism in Eukaryota, Metazoa, Chordata, Aves, Passeriformes, Passerellidae. The record is from RefSeq and is a predicted model, not a curated record. Gene Ontology annotation, molecular function: DNA-binding transcription factor activity, RNA polymerase II-specific; RNA polymerase II cis-regulatory region sequence-specific DNA binding. Gene Ontology annotation, biological process: regulation of transcription by RNA polymerase II; embryo development; epithelial cell differentiation.
GGCGCGGGCCCGCAGCCGCCCCCUCCCCGCUGCCCGCCAUGAGCGGCUCUUUCGAUAAGAAGCUCUCCAGCAUCCUGACGGACCUCUCGGGCUCGCUGAGCUGCCAUGCAGCCUCCAAGGACUCUCCCACCCUGCCCGAGUCCUCGGUCACCGACCUGGGCUACUACACGGGCCAGCACGACUUCUCCGGCCAGUCGUACGGGCAGCCCGUGGGCCACUACCCCUACCCGCAGUUCAACCUCAACGGCAUCGGGGCCGCGGGCACCUACUCGCCCAAAUCCGAGUAUUCCUACAGCCCCUCGUACCGCCAGUACGGGCACUUCAGGGAGCAGCAGCUCCCGGCGCAGGAGGCAGUGUCCGUGAAGGAGGAGCCGGAGCCCGAGGUGCGGAUGGUCAACGGGAAGCCCAAGAAGAUCCGCAAGCCCCGCACCAUCUACUCCAGCUACCAGCUGGCCGCCCUGCAGCGCCGCUUCCAGAAGGCGCAGUACCUGGCACUGCCCGAGCGCGCCGAGCUGGCGGCACAGCUGGGGCUCACCCAGACCCAGGUGAAGAUCUGGUUCCAGAACCGGCGCUCCAAGUUCAAGAAGCUCUACAAGAACGGCGAGGUGCCCCUGGAGCACAGCCCCAACAACAGCGACUCCAUGGCCUGCAACUCCCCUCCGUCGCCGGUGUGGGACAGCCCCGGCGCCGCCCGGACCCCGCUGCCGCAGCCGCUGCCCUACAGCUCCUCCCCGGCCUUCCUGGAUGAGCACAACCCCUGGUACCACCCCCAGAGCCUCAGCGGCCCCCACGGACCCCCGCAGGCCCAGGCGGCGCCCCCGAUGCACCACCCGUCCCCCGGGCCCCCCAGCACGGGCGCCGUGUACUGACCGCGGGCGCAGAGACGCUGCACAACUCCUUGGCCUCCUUUUUUUUGAUCCCCCUCAUCCCCGUGGUUUGGUUUUUGUCUCCUGAUUUGUCCUGAAAAAAAACACCAAAAAAAACCCCCCAAAAAAACAGCCACAAACCAAAGGAGAAGCACCCCUAGAAAUGCUCCGCUCAUCAUCUCAGGACCCAAAGCUGCAAAGCCUCCGCUGCCGGCGCAGGAAAAUCCUUCAAGACUUUUGAAUUUCUGAAUUUUUCCAUCACCUCCUUCUCCACUCCUCGCCGGAGCUUUGCCUGUCGCGGUGACCCCGCCGGGCCGGAGGAGCCGUGUCACCACUGUCGCGACAGAGCCACAGGGGCGUGUCUGUGGCCAGCGGAGCGGGAGCUGCUUGGCCCCAGCUCCGGAAUCGCUUUUGGGGCUCACGGACCCCCCCACCCCAGCCGGAAUCACCCGGGACCGUGCUCAGACCAGAAGGUGGUGAUUUAAAAUUAAAUAAAAAAAUUGUGUAGCGGGUGUGUGUGUGGGGGGGGGUGUGGGGAGGGAAAUAUUUUAAUAUUUAAGCAGUUCAGGAAUGGGUUUAAGUUAUUGUUCGAAGAGAAAAACUCGUGUUCGUCUCCGUUUUCUGGCUGUGCCUCUGGCUGUGGGUAAAGGAACGGCGAAAAUGCCUCUUUUUUUAAGGAAAUCGACGACUUAUUUUAAAGGAAAAAAAAUAACCGAGCUCUUUCCUAUUUUUUAAGAGAAUAACGCUAUUUUUUUAAGCAGAAAGUGCCGUUUUAAGGAGUGUUCAUAGUGUUGUACAGUCCCGGGGAUUUAUUUAUGUUGCCUUCUAUAAAUAGGGGUGUUUUGGGGGGAAAAAAAGGGAGUGUACAUAAGGUUCGUUUGUAUAAAGUUGUUCCAAACCAAA